GUUGUUGGCGCCGCGGCGCAGGCCCAAGCGCAAGCCCAGGCCCAGGCCCAGGCCCAGGCGCCGCGUCGCGCGCCCGUGGGCGGGCGCACGGCGGGCGGCAAGCGCGCGCGCACCGCCUACACCUCGGGGCAGCUGGUGGAGCUGGAGAAGGAGUUCCUCUACAACCGCUACCUCUGCCGCCCCAGGCGCAUCGAGAUGGCCGCGCAGCUCGCGCUCUCCGAACGACAGAUCAAAAUCUGGUUCCAAAACCGGCGCAUGAAGCACAAGAAGGAGAACCGCGCCAAAGCCGCCGCGGGCGUGAGCGUGGGGGCGGACGCCGCGGGCGGGGCCGCCCCGCAGGCCGCCGCCCACUUGCAGGACGCGUCGCCCCCGCCGCCCGCGCCGCCCGCGGCCGCCCAGCACCUUGGCGACGGGCGCGACGGCCGGCCGGCGCCUACGCGCGCGCCAUCUUCAACAACAACGCCGAGGAGUUCUCGCCGUCCCUCCGAGGAGUACGCGGCGAGGCGGCCCCGCCGCUGCCUCCAGUGCGACUGCACUCGCCCCCGCCCCCGCCCGCCCACGCAGCCGCCCGCGCCGCACUACCCGCCCGUCGACGACCCAGGCAACACCCCGCCCUACUACGACCCGCAGACAGGCUACUCCUUCGCCUGCGCACCCUACCAGGCGCACCACACCUACCAGAUGAGCACGCCGUACAGUUACCAAGACACAGUGAUAGGCCACCCCAGUCACUAUCACGACGUAACUUCCGGUGGGUCCUAUUCGAUUGUUCCGAAGACAGAAGAUCUGGAUUUCAUCCCUCCGCUCUCCCUCAACCCUGCAUCCCCUCAGUCCCAGCACAGCAGCAGCUAA
Molecule: messenger RNA, 852 nt
Organism: Gryllus bimaculatus (two-spotted cricket)
Lineage: Eukaryota; Metazoa; Arthropoda; Insecta; Orthoptera; Gryllidae
Source: the annotation of a GenBank genome assembly